ACUUUGUUGUCUAUUCCUCACAUGUACAGAGUACCGACUGAGGCACGACUGCGGAGUGCUUACAAUACAAUAACUGGCAAUUAAAGAAAUCCACAAAACUUGCCAUAGCCGAGCAAUAGCCCAAUACCAAGGACCAUGGCCACAAAGGCAUUCCAAGGAACCGCCUACGUUCAAGGCAAAGUCUCCGGCAAACUCCUCGCCAGCAACACAGAAUUGAGCUUCUGGGGCGGCGUAAACCCCCAAACAGGCAAGAUAAUCGAUCGUCACCACACAUUGAGCGGGCAAUUUCUUCAAGACACCAUUCUCGCUAUCCCGGGUGGUCGUGGCUCAUGCUCUGGUAGCGGGGUAAUAUUGGAGCUUCUGCUUAAUGAAAAGGGGCCUAAGGCGAUUUUAUUCGAGAGAAGGGAGGAUAUCCUGACUCUUGGGGUAAUGAUUGCCGAGGAGAUGUUUGGGAAGGCUAUUCCGGUUAUGAUUCUGAGGCCGGAGGAUUUUCGGGAGGUUUUGGGGUUGGAUGGCCGUUGCUUGCAUGUUGCUGAUGGGCAUGUUUAUAGUGACGAGUCCCUCAUUACCCUGGACGAACACUCACCAGGUAACGGUGUCGAACAGUCUCUAUCCCUUGCGAGUGAUGUGGAGCUUUCAGAUAUUGACAGAGCGUUCUUGGAUGGUGCCUACGGUGAAGCUGCUCGGGUAUCGAUGCGAAUCAUUCUCCGGAUGGCAGAUUUACUUAGCGCCAGGGAGUUGAUGGAUAUUACUCAGGUCCACGUGGACAGCUGUAUCUACACUGGACCAGGCUCUCUUAUGUUUGCAGAGAAACUUAGGGAUUGGGGAGGAAAAGUCCGUGUUCCAACGUCCCUCAACUCCAUAUCCAUUGAUCAGCAACGAUGGCGCGCUCAAGGAAUCGAUCCCGUUUUCGGUGAAGCCGCUGGGAAACUGGCAGAUACUUACAUCAAUAUGGGUGCACGACCAACCUUUACCUGCGCUCCCUAUCAACUCGAAAGCGCACCGAAACUUGGUGAGCAGGUGGCAUGGGCUGAGUCCAAUGCUGUUGUUUAUGUGAAUAGUGUUCUCGGGGCGAAGACCAUGAAGUAUCCCGAUUUCCUUGAUAUAUCGAUUGCCCUGACUGGGCGGGCGCCAAAAGGAGGUCCUCAUGUUGAAGCCAAUCGUCUGGCUUCACUCAUUGUGAGAGUUACAGAUGUCCCUGGAGCUGCGAUUAUCGAUGACUCUUUUUAUUCUCUCUUGGGCUACCACUUAGGAGCAAUAUCUCCUAGUCAGAUCCCAGUGGUGGAAGGGCUUGAGUCAUUGAGCCCAUGCAAAGAUGAUCUUAAAGCCUUUGGAGCUGCAUUCGCGACUAUGUCGAGCGCUCCGAUGUUCCAUAUCGUCGGGGUCACACCUGAAGCAACUUCACUCGACGCCGUCAUUGACAAAAGAUCUCAUCCACGCUCCAUAGAAAUAGUGCCGAAGCGGCUAGCCGAGAGCUGGAACCAGCUCAACAGUGCAUCUCAUCCUCAACCAGUAGACCUGGUCUCCCUCGGAAACCCUCACUUCUCCCUAACGGAAACCAGAAAGCUCGCUGAACUCUGUCGAGGCCGCACGAAAGACAAUAACGUUGCCAUUACAGUUACCUGUGGACGUUCUACCUACGGUCUAGCUUCUCAAGCCGGACUUAUUCAGGAGCUAGAAGCAUUCGGGGUUCAGUUUAUCACUGAUACAUGUUGGUGUAUGAUUACUGGGCCGAUCAUUCCGCCGUCGACUGGUGCUAUAAUGACGCACUCUGGAAAAUAUGCACACUAUGGGCCUGGGUUGACUGGAAAGCCGUUCUUCUUUGGGAGUUUGGUUAGAUGUGUUGAAGCUGCGUGUGGUGGUUGUAUACGCGACAUGCCAGGGUGGUUGUUGGGUUGUCUUGAUAGUCAUGUUCCAAAAUAAGCCCUUCAGAGCAGAAACUUGUGUCAUUUGAUUCACCAGUAAAUAAUUGUACAAAAUUUCCAUUGCUGUAGCUAUUCAAGCAUUCACGUGUAUGUAUACUGAUGGCGGUGACCAAUGC
Aspergillus glaucus CBS 516.65 is the source of this 2041-nucleotide messenger RNA. RefSeq lists its product as uncharacterized. Bases 136 to 1923 code for a protein of 595 amino acids. The record is from RefSeq and is a predicted model, not a curated record. Lineage: Eukaryota; Fungi; Ascomycota; Eurotiomycetes; Eurotiales; Aspergillaceae. The transcript is spliced from 2 exons.